CCUGGGCGCCAGUCGGCUCCGAGACGUUGCUGCGUGAGGACGUAACGCGUCGACGGUAUCUCGUAGGUUUUUUUUACACUCGCGCUCCGUCUCCCGAUAUUCGAAGAAUCCGAAGUACGAAGUGGAACUAUUUGCGGAUGAUCAAUGGUGCGUCGUCAUUCGUAGAGAGUAUACGACCUCGCUUGUUCCUACGUAUCGAUGAAUGAAAAAACCGUACGUAUUUUUGUAAUCGCAAAAGUGGAUCACACGUCACGUAGAAUUCCGAAUUUCGUUUGUACUUCUGGUUCUGCCGUGACGUUGCAACGUGAUAACAAACUAGUAAUAUGACGUGCGUUACCCACUUCUGGAAAUUAAAUUCACAACGAAUUUGCUUUGAUCGGCUAGUGUUUUUCCGGAAGAAUAAAUAAUUAAUUUCUCUGAUAAAAAUCAUGAGAAGGUUGUAAUUUGUUACCUUGUGUGCAUUAUUGUGUUGCUCGUUAAAUCGACGAUUGUGUUAAUUUCAUCGCGUAAUCAUCGUUGUGAACGGGAUAGAGAAAAAUAAAUUAAAAAAAAGAAAAAAGGAAACUGGAUUUGAGAGUGCGUGUUCUCGAAUAACGAAAUUAUACAUACGCGUAACACACGGACCAACAAUUUCAAAGAGCAUAUUGACGAUGAUUACCAUAAUGCUAAUGAUACGGUGAUUGUUAAUGAACUCGUAGUUCACCUUGUAAGCGAAUGAGCGGCUGCGGUGAUGUUGGCUAAUUUUUUUUUUCGUGUUAAUCAUUUUUGUUUUUCUAAGCCUUCGAUUACUCGUCAUCGUUGAUUCGAUCAUCGCCAAUGUCGUUGUUAUCCCAGCGAUAAUAACGACGUCAACAACAACAACAACAACAAUAAAAAUUUGGUGAAAGUGAGCCCUACGCGCGUAUUACACUCAUACAUGUAUCGACGAUAAUUGUUGAGUUCAAAUUAUCCUUUUUUACAAUUACAAUCAUAUUAUCAAAUAUAAUAUGACUCGGACAAGUGAUUAUUGUGACUCCCUUAAGGAUACCCUUGGCUUAAAUCGAGGAUAUUACCCUGACCGGAAACCACCGGGAAUAUCGAGGGUUUCCAGACGCUACGACGUUUCAAAAGUUCACCUGGUACUCUUAUUUGCGGCGGUUUUGAACUCCGUUGAAAUAGCCGCUACAUUUUGCCCGAACGGAUGCGACUGCGACGAUGAAACUCUGGUCGUUUCGUGCGUCCAGGCCAAUCUGGAUGUCAUUCCGAUCGCACUGAAUCCAAGUAUACAGAGGAUAGUGCUCAAGGAGAACAGAAUAAAGAUCGUCGACGCAGCCUUCCAGUUUUACGGCGAUCUAAGAAACGUCGAUCUUUCCAACAAUCAUCUCGUCACGAUACCGAACAACAGUUUCGAGGCGCAGAAACAAUUGGUUGAACUUCAUUUGAAGCACAACAAGAUAUCGGCACUAACGGAAAGAACUUUUCAAGGGCUGAAGUCGCUCACGGUACUCAAUCUCAGAGAUAACUAUCUGGAAACUUUGAGAAAUGGACUAUUUACAUCGCUCACGAAAUUGGAGGAACUCGAUUUGGGACAGAAUAGAAUUUCGAACGUUGAUCCCGAAGCUUUUCAAAGACUCGGAUCGUUGCGGGUUCUUUACCUCGACGACAAUCAACUCAGGGGGAUACCGUCGCCCGCUUUAGGACCGCUGAACGCACUCGCGGAACUUCAUAUCGGACUGAACGCGUUCUCCUCGUUACCCGACGACGGUUUUAACGGCCUAAGUCGACUCGCUGUUUUAGACGUUACGGGAGCCGGACUGGAUAACGUCAGCGACGGUGCCUUCAGGGGUUUAAAUGCCCUACGUACCCUCAAACUGGGUGGUAAUAAACUAAGGGAAGUUCCGACCAGGCAACUAGCAACACUUCCCAGACUCGAGGAACUCACCUUGGGUCAAAAUGAUUUUACGGCUUUGAGAGCCGGUGCUUUUCACGGACUGUCAAACCUCAAAAGGCUCGACGUAUCGGGAGCCAAAGUACUGACGACGAUCGAAAGCGGUGCUUUCUCGGACAACGCGAAUCUCGAGUGUAUCUCGUUGAACAGUAACAAACGUUUGGCCAGUAUGGAAGACGGCGCUCUAGCCGGCCUUCCGAAUCUUCGACACUUGGUACUCAGAGAUAACGCCUUCGCCAGUUUUUCCGAAUCCCUAGUCGCCUGGGGUGAAUUGAGAAAAUUAGACCUCAGUGAAAAUCCCGUGGUAUGCGACUGCGGUCUUCUGUGGCUCGCCGAGGUACUCGCCGCGCGAAACUCGAGUCCGGUUGUUUGCGCAGCACCGAAAGACCUGCACGGUAGAUCGCUCAAGGGUAUGGCACCCGACGAACUCGGCUGUGCUUUUUCCGACCCGAGAAAACAGGCGCUCUUGGCCACCCUCGGAGGUGCCGGUCUGGCGCUCUUCGCCGGUUUGGCUCUGCUGCUCCACUACCGUUGCAGAAGAAGAGUACGCGAUGCCCUCAAGGAUUACAAAAACAGGGCAAUAUCGCGGAAGGAACACGAAUAUCAGAAGACGUUCUCCGACGACGAGUACAUCGUUAGAGCCGCUCACGCGCAACAACAGGCGCAAGUAGCCGCGGGACUCAAACCUAUACCGGUUACCGAACUGUAG
Molecule: messenger RNA, 2636 nt
Organism: Athalia rosae (coleseed sawfly)
Lineage: Eukaryota; Metazoa; Arthropoda; Insecta; Hymenoptera; Athaliidae
Product: slit homolog 2 protein-like
Exons: 2
Coding region: 987-2636 (549 amino acids)
Cellular component (GO): extracellular matrix
Molecular function (GO): protein binding
Source: RefSeq, a predicted model, not a curated record